AUGGCGACAGCUGAGGUACUGAACAUUGGAAGAAAACUCUAUGAGGGUAAGACAAAAGAAGUCUAUGAAUUGUUAGAUAGUCCAGGAAGAGUCCUCCUGCAGUCCAAGGACCAGAUUACAGUGGGAAAUGCAGCCAGAAAGAACCACCUGGAAGGCAAAGCUGCAAUCUCCAAUAAGAUCACCAGCUGUAUUUUUCAGCUGUUACAGGAUGCCAGUAUCAAGACUGCUUUCACCAAGAAAUGUGGGGAGACUGCUUUCAUUGCACCCCAAUGUGAAAUGAUUCCAAUUGAAUGGGUGUGCCGAAGAAUAGCAACUGGAUCUUUUCUCAAAAGGAACCCUGGUGUAAAAGAGGGGUAUAAGUUUUACCCACCAAAAGAAGAGAUGUUCUUCAAGGAUGAUGCCAAUAAUGAUCCACAGUGGUCUGAGGAGCAACUCAUUGCUGCACAGUUUUGUUUUGCUGGACUUGCUAUAGGCCAGACUGAAGUGGACAUCAUGAGUCAUGCUACACAAGCUAUUUUUGAAAUACUGGAGAAAGGCUGGCUGCCUCAGAACUGCAUGCUGGUUGAUAUGAAGAUUGAAUUUGGUGUUGAUGUAACUACCAAAGAGAUUGUUCUUGCUGAUGUAAUUGAUAAUGAUUCUUGGAGACUCUGGCCAUCGGGAGAUCGGAGCCAGCAGAAAGACAAACAGUCUUACCGGGACCUCAAGGAAGUAACUCCGGAGGGACUCCAGAUGGUAAAGAAAAACUUUGAGUGGGUUGCAGAUCGAGUGGAGUUGCUUCUGAAGUCAGACAGUCAGUGCAGGGUUGUAGUGCUGAUGGGUUCAGCUUCUGACCUUGGUCACUGUGAGAAAAUUAAGAAGGCUUGUGUAAACUUCGGGAUUCCGUGUGAACUCCAAGUGACAUCUGCCCAUAAAGGACCAGAUGAGACAUUGAGGAUUAAAGCAGAGUAUGAAGGGGAUGGCAUACCUACUGUAUUUGUCGCAGCGGCAGGCAGAAGCAAUGGUUUGGGCCCAGUGAUGUCUGGUAACACUGCAUAUUCAGUUAUCAGCUGUACCCCCAUCAAAGCAGACUGGGGUGCUCAGGAUGUGUGGUCAUCUCUUCGAUUGCCCAGUGGUCUUGUCUGUUCAACUAUACUCUCUCCAGAAGGAUCCGCCCAGUUUGCUGCUCAGAUAUUUGGGUUAAACAAUCAUUUGGUGUGGGCCAAACUUCGAGCGAGCAUAUUGAACACGUGGAUAUCUUUAAAGCAAGCUGACAAGAAAAUCAGAGAAUGCAAUUUGUAAAAAAAGGAAAGGAAGGAAGAGGAAAAAAUUACCUUUUAGGAGAAAAGUUACACGUUCCUAGUUUGGAUUAAAAAGAAAAGAAUUCAAACAAAAUGAUUUCACAUCAGAGAAAUCAGUUCAACUAACUACUGAACAAAUGGUCCUCUAGCUAUCACCCACUAUAUGGUCACUGUUGGGCAGUUGUGUAACAUUAGC
This is a messenger RNA of Arvicola amphibius (Eurasian water vole), 1473 nucleotides long. RefSeq names its product multifunctional protein ADE2. Gene Ontology annotation, biological process: 'de novo' IMP biosynthetic process. Bases 1 to 1278 code for a protein of 425 amino acids. NCBI's taxonomy places the organism in Eukaryota, Metazoa, Chordata, Mammalia, Rodentia, Cricetidae. Gene Ontology annotation, molecular function: phosphoribosylaminoimidazolesuccinocarboxamide synthase activity. The record is from RefSeq and is a predicted model, not a curated record. The transcript has a single exon.